CGCGCAGGCGCAGUGGGGGUGCGCAGCCUCAGCGGCAGAGGUGGCGGCGGCGCGGCGGUUUCCGUUGUUGGCGCGCGAGGCGGCGGCGGUUGGGCGGUUGCGCGCGCGCGAAGAUGAGUGAAACUCUGGUGGUUUGUGAUGUUGCUGAAGACCUGGUGGAGAAACUGAGAAAAUUCCGGUUUCGUAAAGAAACCAACAAUGCUGCCAUUAUAAUGAAAAUCGACAAGGAUAAGCAGUUGGUGGUACUGGAUGAGGAGCAUGAGGGUAUUUCUCCCGAUGAGCUAAAAGAUGAGCUGCCGGAGAGACAACCUCGAUUUAUUGUGUAUAGUUACAAGUAUCAGCAUGAUGAUGGAAGAGUUUCUUAUCCAUUGUGCUUUAUCUUCUCCAGUCCAGUUGGAUGUAAGCCUGAACAGCAGAUGAUGUAUGCUGGAAGCAAGAAUAAACUUGUACAGACAGCUGAACUCACUAAGGUAUUUGAAAUAAGAAAUACAGAAGACCUAACUGAAGAAUGGCUGCGUGAGAAACUGGGCUUCUUCCAUUAAGAAAACCUCUGUAAUAAGUAUUUAUGUACCAUCCUGAUAAUACUGGAACCAGACAUGAAUACUUACUUCUAAAAAUGCACUGUAUUUACAUCUGUCUCCUGCAGUAUAUAUCUUGUGCAAAGUUUGUGCAAAGAAUAGCAGGUCUGUCUCCUUGAAGUAACAAAUCUUUGCAGGUGUUUCCUUAUUUGUACCUGUUAAAAGGGAAUACUUCUCUGCAGGGACUCCUUUUGCACUCUUGUGACUAAUAUUUCUAUAACUAAAAUAGUUCAGUUCUGGAUUUAUAACUAUCUACAAACAUAAUUUGGAAGCUGACGCUAACUUUUUCUGAGCUACAAAUGCAUCCUUAUGACAUGUACUAGCCAUUUAUAUGCAGAAAUUAUGUACUGUCACUUACUUUUCAGGCUUUUUGACUUAAUGUCAUCUCAAUUUUGAAAACUACUCCUUGGAAGCAUUUAGUAUUAAAAAGACAAAAAUCCUUCUACAGCAAAUCCAGCCAUUUAUCUUUCUAUCAAGUCCAUGUGAUCUUUUGCAAAUUCUUGGAACUAAUUUUUGUCAUUCCAAUAAUUCCUCAUUUAACUGAGUCAAUCUUACUAAAUUUCAGGACAAAGCUUUGACUGUCCAGUUUUCAUGCUAAUACAGUCUUACAGGAACUAGAUGAUAACUAAGGGCUGAAUUACAACUCUGGUUACUCUUGUACCAGAUGUCUUGCAUAUAUAACUUACUACACUGUUAAGAAGUUUACCUCUGCUUGUUUCCUGUUAUACGAACACCUGUUAAUACUGUGUGCCUUUAAUUUGUUAGCUUUAAAAUUACUUGAGAAUUUUACACUGCCACUUAUUACAAAUUUGGUAAAAACUUUGUUAAAGAAUCCAAGCAACAUUUUUUCCUAGUGCCUAGUGUUGCUGUUGACAUCUGUAAAAAAAAAAAAAAAAAGAAAAGCUAGCUAACCUCUUUUUCUUUAAAAUUCCAGUCAUCUGCUCCUUUUGUAGGAGUCAGGAAGUUAAAGCUUUUCAUGAUAUUGAGUGAUUUAUAUCUCUUUGUUAUAAAAGUUGGCCACACAUAGCUUUUGAGUACAGUCUCUAACUUUCUUAACUGCUUGUUGGUCAAAAUUACAUUCCAGAUAAAGCUUUUGCAUAAGUAAUAAUUUGAUUUUCAUUUACUUACGGUUCAUCUCUUUGAAACAGCAAAUAUUCUAAUGUGAAAAUAGUAUUUAACUUUUAUAAAUGACCAGUCUUUUUACAGGUCUGUUUUAUAUUGAAUAGAGUAGUUGUCUGAUAUGGGACGUGUUCAGCCCAUGCAGUGGCAGAAGGAGUACUCGUGACAGUAUCUCACUAUCUCGCUCAUGAGUGUUUGUUGUGCUACUGAAUAAGUAUCUGCGUAAGAGCAGCUUCCUGUUGAUCAUAUACCUUAAAAUACAGCUGCCCUAACAAAUGUGUUCGUAGAGAAGGAAUGCAGUGUUAAAUUUGGAGGCCAGUAUUUCAUGCUGUGAAACCUUUGCUGAAAGACGGUUUAUUUUGUUUGUAAACAUGUGUUAAUGUUAAAACACUAAUUCCUCUAAGAUCACAAGGAAUUAAUUUGCAAAGGUCAUCAGUGUUGGUAGAUCUCUCCUUGGUUUGAUAUUACUGCUCAUUUAUUUGUAUCCAAAUCUGACUUGAGAGGAUCUUUUCAAAAUACAUGUCAGAGUGAUCCAAUUAAAUUGAUCUUUCAAUGCAGGGAAGAAAUGCUUGUAAUUAAAAUUAAAUUUCUGUGUUAAUGUAGUGAACUGGAAAACCAAUUUAAUUUCCCUGAACAAAAAAAUGUUGUUUAUGAAACUGUUGCUUGAUCAUUCUGUACUACAGAUCAAUAAAACCAACGUCUUUUGUGACAAA
Tyto alba (common barn owl) is the source of this 2410-nucleotide messenger RNA. RefSeq names its product glia maturation factor beta (gene GMFB). Bases 114 to 542 code for a protein of 142 amino acids. Gene Ontology annotation, cellular component: actin cortical patch. The transcript is spliced from 7 exons. Gene Ontology annotation, biological process: actin filament debranching; negative regulation of Arp2/3 complex-mediated actin nucleation. The record is from RefSeq and is a predicted model, not a curated record. Lineage: Eukaryota; Metazoa; Chordata; Aves; Strigiformes; Tytonidae. Gene Ontology annotation, molecular function: actin binding; Arp2/3 complex binding.